Messenger RNA from Frieseomelitta varia, 1393 nucleotides. Its product is annotated as bridging integrator 3-like. Gene Ontology annotation, biological process: plasma membrane tubulation; endocytosis; actin cortical patch localization. The record is from RefSeq and is a predicted model, not a curated record. Lineage: Eukaryota; Metazoa; Arthropoda; Insecta; Hymenoptera; Apidae. Gene Ontology annotation, cellular component: actin cortical patch; cytoplasm. The transcript is spliced from 4 exons. Gene Ontology annotation, molecular function: lipid binding; protein binding. Bases 233 to 1033 code for a protein of 266 amino acids.
UUUCUUUUCAAUUUACUGGAGAAAUUAAUAAAAUAAACAUAGUGAAAUAUGAAAACAUAAAUUGUUUUAUCUUGUCUACCGAAUGCAAGAGUAGUAAUGAUAAGACUCUAAAAUAUGGUAUACGUCACCGUAUUCAAUGUUUUCUUAAGUAAUAAUCAUAGCAAUGUAUUUAUUAACAGUUUUAUUCGAUGGAGUAUGAUAUUAUGAAAGCUUAUUGAAUUGUAAUAGCAAAAUGACGUGGAAUCCUUUAAAGAAAAAUCAUUUAACACAGAGGCCUACACCAGCACAACCUUUAUUAACCCAUUCAGAAGACAGAGAGUUAGAUAUCGCUGUUCAAAGACUCAUUUAUGUUGAAGAUACAAUAAGAAAAUUGACAAAGGAAAUGAAAAAGUACAUAGAAGCAAUAACAAAUUUAGAUCGUGCGGACCAAAGAUUGACAUUGAAUCUAACAACUUGUGGCUUAGCACAUCUUAAUGACGAAUUCAGGAAAGUGGUAGAAAAUUAUCAUUCAGUGACGACACAAAUUGGAAAAACAGUGCAAGAAAUGGCAGUUCUCUGCCAAAAAACUUUUAUAGAACCAUUAAAAAAGUUACGCGAUGAAUUCGUUCUGAUAGCCGCAGCAAUUGCUAAACGCGAGGAGCUACUAACAAUCUGGAAAUACUCUUAUAAUCGCGUUAAAAAAUUGCAAGAAAAAAAGGAUAGAACUGCUAGUCACAUCGCGAAAUUAGAAAGAGAACGCAGGGCAGAAGAGACAGCUGCUAAGGACUUGAAAACUGUACAUGCUCAGUUACUUGUAGAAUUACCCAUGUUUUUAGACAAGAGGCUGGAAUAUAUUAAACCCAGCGUACAGGCUUUGAUCAUGAUACAAUUAGAUUAUUAUGGAAGUACAACGCACUUAUUUACGCACUUAAUGCCAAUGCCAAACGCUUCAGGAUCAUCGCCCAGUACUAUGAUACCUGAAGAUGAAUAUCAAGAAGCAGUGGCUAAUCAAAUGAAUAGAAUAAAAGCUCUUACAAUAGUUAAAGAUCAUUAAGAAUCAUAAAAAUUUGUCAAAUAAAUGUGUUAACAGAGUUACGAUGAUUUAAACACUGAAGAAAUCAAAAUCUGUAAAAUUAACAUAGGUACGAAUGUAUUUAUCACAUGGCAGUAUUUACAUUUAUAUUGUAAAAGUAUAAGUAGAUUUAUGAUGGUACCAUUCCUUGAUUUCGUUUCCACUGAGCACCAGAACGGCGAUUAUGAUUAGCAUGUUUCGCUUUCUUAACAUUUUUUUGCUGCCUGUUGUAUAAAACAUUUUUCUCUUGCCCCUGACCUUUAGGAUUGCCUGCACAUAAGAAAAUAAGACUUAACUGUAACUAUAUAUUAAAUUUUAUUAAAUAUAUUUUUAUAAAAAUAA